UUAUGAUAUUCUACCCCAGUACUACAAAGACCAGGGUCCUGGCACGACUCGGUGCCCCGCAUAUAUGGAAGAUGUUAACAGAGUGUUAGUAAGCCUGUACUGGUACAUGAAGUGCAACAUUAGGUCAUGAGAAUGGUUUACGGAAUCCAUACCUCUUGCCCAUGGCGAGCCUGCCUGUCUGCUCGUGCAGACGGCUUCAUGGUCCCGGGCUCAGCCCCUCUGCGCAAGCGCGCGUUCGGUCGCCUUCUCUGCUGGCAGCUACGGGGAAUUGGAGACAGUCUACAGCCUGAUGGGUCUUCCGGGCUUCUCAUCCUAGUAUAAGUUCCGUCGCAGGAACAUGCUGCAAAGGGGCGGCACUUCCUCUUCUUCACUUGACAGUACCUGCAUUCCUUAUCACAUCCCUCACGCUAUACGCCGAAGUUUGGGACCAAGCUUGUCGCCUACCGCUCGCGUCUUGCAAUGUCAUACAACCCUCGACAUGACGAUGGUGAUAUGGGGCAGAUUACGAGGCACAUGCCGCUCGUGAGUGCAGACGACAAUUUCCAGUCUAAAGACAGUCCUGGACUAUUUCGGAGAACGAUUGAUUCCUUUGCAGAGUCCUUUUCCGAUGCCAUUACCGCUGUCUCAGCAAGUGUUGACUCUGAUACUGACGGACCGCCCAAUAGCAACAAAGGCGUACAUCACUCUGCUCAGAACCACGAGGAGUUCACCUCCACCUCAAAAGAGCCAUUCUUGUAUCAGGAUCCUCCAUCAAGGUCUGAAGACCUUGGCAGAAAGCCUACCGCGAUCCUCUCUAGCGUACCGAGCGGGCUGGGUGGCAUUCCUCAACCUCUCCGACCAUACACUGCUACGAAAGUAUUCGGAUUUGUGCUCGAAUUCCUCAUUUGUCUGUUACCGAUAGCGUUUUUGGUCCUGGCAAUCCUUGCAAGGACUUUCCAUGGCCGCGAGAUCUCGGCGUAUGGCGAGAACAUCAAAGAAUGGACAAUUAUAUCACCCACCUUCUUUCCUCUUGUCUUUGCGGCAGUGGUUGGGCAGAGUAUGCGAAACAUUGCCCGUUACAGACUCGAGCAGGGAUGCGAGCUCAAGUCGGUCUUCGGCGCUAUUGCCCCCCAAGUGCGGUUGCAGUUCCUGGAUGUGGCUGGUCUGCUGCUAGUCCUGCUAUGGCUGAUCUCUCCACUAGGUGGUCAGGCAUCAUUGAGACUUUUGUCGACGAAAGCAUCGACAAAUCUCACCCAUAGUCAGAUUGGCUACGCAGAUCCUUCCGCUCAGAACUCCGGGAUGGUUUCAGAUGGGUUUGCGGUUGUUGACUGGGCAUCAACCAUCAAUGGCAUAUAUGUCGCCAAUCUAAUAGCACCAUUAUCCGUCAAGCAAAGUCCCCAGGAUGCCUGGGGCAACUUCAAAACGGUGCCUGAUGAUGACGAGACCGAUUGGGCGUCCCUCCUCGGCUUACCAGUCACGGGGUUGCAGGAGGGACAGCGUGUCAAUUCUACAAUUUCUAGUCGUUACUGGUACAUCAAUUGUUCGCAGGUCUAUGGCGUCGAUGGGACCGUGAACUGGAUACCCGGAGUACCCGAAGCCUUUCGCCUGAAGUUCCUGAACCAAACCCAGGUAUGGCUGCAGGGGUCGACGAUGUCCGACACACCCAAUCAGUGGUGGGUAUUUUUCAACGGGUGGGAGCUUGCUGCGGAUGUGCCGAGAUCACGCUCGAUAAAGAUGGCCUUCGUAUCCUGGUCAGGGGAUGGCCUAAGCAGAUUCAUUGUUAACCCGAGUUCGACAUCGAACGUGAAUAUCGCCCGUUGCACGCUUGAACCUUCUCGGAUCGACAUCAAAAUGACUUGCGAGGGAUUCGCGUGCCGCGCAGUAGCAGCGCGGCAGAGCUCCAUCGAUGGACCUCCUAAUGCUUCAACUGAUGGGUACGUCGAAUGGUGGGGUCCCUUCUUCCCAACGGGAAACGAGAAUGCACAUGACAAUAUUCCAACCUUAUAUCCAAGCCUCCGGGCACAAGCUGCGAUGGAUUGGAGUUAUAAUGUUGCACCGCAAGCAGCCCCAUCUCUGAACUACAUGGGUGGUUCUGAGGCUUUCCCAUUCACUGGGAAUGCUCCCAUGCGCCUUGCUAAUCUCUCGGGCGGCGAGUACUAUAUAUCGGAAGGGCUAGCUCCAAAGCUAUAUGAAUUGAACCCGGAAGAUGUCGUCCGCCGGAUGCGACGUUUGUUCAAUACAUACUGGCAAGCAACGAUUGGGUCGAGAGCGUACAAUGCCACCAUUCCUCAAGGCAGUCCAGCUGCUUUCUUGUCUGGGCAGACGGCAAACGACUGCUGGAACGAUUACAGGAUGAACAUUAGCCCCUCGAACGCCACAUUCGAACAGGACUUGAUCGUGUACGAAUGUGAGCCUUGGUGGUUUGCCAUCACCUUUAUUGCCUCGUUUAUCCUUCUCAUCACGGGUUCGCAGGAUUCGCUGCGAAGAUCGCAUGCGUUGGCCCCGACCUGCUCAACAUCUUCACGACUACGCUGA
Molecule: messenger RNA, 2514 nt
Organism: Exophiala viscosa
Lineage: Eukaryota; Fungi; Ascomycota; Eurotiomycetes; Chaetothyriales; Herpotrichiellaceae
Exons: 3
Coding region: 460-2514 (684 amino acids)
Source: RefSeq, a predicted model, not a curated record